ACUCUCUCCGUUUCAGAGAGUUGAGAAGUCCGAAAGCCGAUUAUCGGGCGGAGCCGCAGGCAAGAAUUGCUUUGGGUUAAUCCUCUACAGGAAUAUCGCAAUGGGAUACGUGCAGGAAGCCCGAGAAAAUCACGUCAAGAAGAAGGUUGAAGAAGCUUUGCGCAGUAAAAUGAAGCAGAAAGCACUUCAACAAUGCAAUCACUACACUGCAAAGUAUGCUGAAUGUGCCUCAGGAAGAACAUUAUCUGUUGUUUGGCAGUGCCGCAAACAAGCUAAAGAAUUAAAUGGGUGCCUCCAUCAGUAUACAAAUGACUCUGUUUUGGAAGAAAUGAAGAAAGAAUACAUGCUUCAACAAGACCGGAAAGGAACCACCUAGAGCUUGAGUUUCACUUUCUUGGUACUUACAGUUUGUAGCUCAAAACAUUGUCAUUGUACUUUCUGCUUGGUCGUGUUAUACUGGAAUUGGGCCUCAUUUGUUUUUUUAAGA
Molecule: messenger RNA, 487 nt
Organism: Nicotiana tabacum (common tobacco)
Lineage: Eukaryota; Viridiplantae; Streptophyta; Magnoliopsida; Solanales; Solanaceae
Cellular component (GO): mitochondrion
Source: RefSeq, a predicted model, not a curated record